UUUCUCACAUCCCAAUUUCCGUAUUUAAAUACGAAAACUAAUUUUCAAAUAACUUCUCAACUUAUUCACUCUCAGAAUCUUCAUCUUCAUCUUUCAGCAUCAAAAUGCCCCAAAUUUCUUCUUCAAAUUAGGGUUCACAAAAUCUCAUUUCUCUUCAUCUUCACUCUCCAUGGAAUCCUUCUGCGUCAACUCUCUGUACACAGUUUCUCCUCAAUUGACUCUCUCGCCCAGAAUCGAGCAGAGGAAAGUGCGGAGAGUGCGAAUUUCGAAUUUGGCUUCGACCACUGGAAACGGCGCGGUUGUGAGGCCGUUGCAGCUGCCUAGUAAUUCAAAGUCGAAUAACAGUGCGUUGGAGCAGCUUGACAUUGAGCGUGGUGUUUGUAUACCUUUCCGCAAGUACUCACCUGAGAUUGUGAGGAAUAAGGUAUUAGGAUCAAGAGGAUCUAUUUUGUCUCUAAUUUCACGAGGAGUGGAGAUAGUUUUGAGUCUGGGCUUGUAUUGGUCUGCCUUGGUGUAUGAUUUCCUUGUUGGAAGAGAUGAAGAAGUUGUUCCAUUUCGUGCUCGACAGCUUAGGAACCUCUUGUGUGAUCUGGGGCCUUCAUUUAUUAAAGCUGGUCAGGUCCUUGCAAACAGGCCAGAUAUCAUUAGAGAAGAUUAUAUGAGUGAACUUUGCAUUCUUCAAGACGAUGUCCCUUCAUUUCCCAAUCAAAUUGCCUUCGGUAUCAUAGAGGAAGAACUGGGUCAGCCCCUUGAAACUGUUUUCAGCAGCAUCUCAUCAGAGACUAUAGCAGCUGCGAGUUUAGGUCAAGUUUACCGUGCUACUUUACGUGCCACUGGCGAGGAUGUUGCUAUAAAGGUUCAAAGGCCCGGGAUAGAGCCCAUAAUUUAUCGAGAUCUUUUCCUAUUUCGUACUUUAGCUUCAUUCUUAAACGGCAUCAGUAUACAGAAACUGGGUUGUAAUGCUGAGCUGAUUGUUGAUGAAUUUGGUGAAAAGCUUUUGGAAGAGCUUGAUUAUACAUUGGAAGCCCGCAAUAUUGAAGAUUUUCUAGAAAAUUUUAAAAACGACCCCACUGUCAAAAUUCCUCUUGUUUACAAACAACUUUCUGGGCCACGUGUAUUAGUGAUGGAAUGGAUUGAUGGUAUUAGGUGCACCAAUCCACAGGCAAUUAAAGAAGGUGGUAUUGAUCUAGAUGGAUUUCUAACAAUUGGUGUGAGUGCUGCACUUAGACAAUUGUUGGAAUUUGGAUUAUUUCAUGGAGACCCUCACCCUGGAAAUAUUUUUGCCAUGCGUGAUGGACGGAUUGCAUAUGUGGACUUUGGCAAUGUUGCUGUUCUUAGUCAGCAAAAUAAACAGAUUUUAACUGAUGCUGUUGUACACGCUGUGAAUGAGGACUAUGCUGAAAUGGCUAAUGAUUUCACCAGAUUAGGCUUCCUGGCAGCAGGGACUGAUGUCUCUCCAAUAGUUCCUGCUUUAGAAGCAAUUUGGCAAGACUCUGCUGGAAAAGGACUGGCAGAUUUUAAUUUUCGCAGUGUCACUGGGAAGUUUAACCAGUUGGUUUACAAUUAUCCCAUUCGAAUCCCAGAAAGGUUUUCACUCGUAAUUCGUUCUUUAUUGACUCAAGAAGGCAUAUGUUUUACUCUGAAGCCUGACUUCAAAUUUCUUGAGGUUGCAUAUCCAUAUGUGGCUAAGCGACUACUAACAGAUCCAAAUCCAGCUCUACGUGAACGACUCGUACAGGUUCUAUUCAAAGAUGGCCUUUUCCAGUGGAAACGGCUUGAAAACCUUAUUGUUCUUGCAAAGGAAAAUGUGGCCAAGAUGAGCAGCAAUCCAGCAUUGCAAGUGAAAAACACGCAAACCCAGAGAAACUGGAAAGUUAAUAAAAAAUUGGACCUUACUGAUACAAUCAAAGAUGGAGCUCGCCUUUUCUUUGUUGACGAAGGAAUCCGCCGGCAGCUUCUACUUGCUUUGACCGAGGACUCAAAGCUUCAUAUAGAAGAGCUUGUCGAUGUAUAUAGGUUGGUUGAAGAUCAGAUAGAUAUACCCUCAGUGGCCGUAGAAGUAGCUCGAGACUUCCCAACUGUUGUCAGGGAUCUCCUACUUUCAUGGAGCGAGUCAGUCUUAUCUGAUAGAUAGUUGAAUUUUUGGACGGUGUAUAGCAAAUACAAAUAUUGUUUCAGUCAGAUGAGCAUACUUGCACAAGGAUUAUUAUAUGAAAUUAUAAAUGACCGCCAAGACUUGGUUGGUAAAGGAAAUAACUAGUAAAUUUGUAUAGGAAACAAUAUAUUUCUCAGUAAAUAUUAAAUUGAAUUUUCAAUGGAAGAAGUAAAAAAGUUCAUAUUGAUCCUCGA
Medicago truncatula (barrel medic) is the source of this 2349-nucleotide messenger RNA. RefSeq names its product protein ACTIVITY OF BC1 COMPLEX KINASE 1, chloroplastic. Gene Ontology annotation, biological process: protein phosphorylation. Gene Ontology annotation, molecular function: ATP binding; protein kinase activity. Bases 170 to 2134 code for a protein of 654 amino acids. The record is from RefSeq and is a predicted model, not a curated record. The transcript is spliced from 14 exons. NCBI's taxonomy places the organism in Eukaryota, Viridiplantae, Streptophyta, Magnoliopsida, Fabales, Fabaceae.